AUGCACCCAGCAGCCAGCAGCAUUUCCCCAGAUGAGGAGCCCCUGAUCGAGGAGCCCUCGGUGAACAGGUACAGCCAGCAGAGACCGAGUGACCGCCUGCAUGGGGCCUAUGUGAUUUUUUUCCUCCUGGGCAUCGGGUCCCUGCUGCCCUGGAAUUUUUUCAUCACAGCAAAGCACUACUGGAUGUACAAGCUGCAGAACUGCUCGGACCAGGCAGGCCCAGCAGGACAGGCGGCGUCGGAUCUGCGGGACUUUUUUGAGAGCUACAUCUCCAUCGCUUCGACUGUGCCCUCUGUGCUGUGCCUGAUUGGAAACUUCUUGCUUGUCAACAGGGUGCCUGCCAGUGUCCGGAUCCUGUCCUCCCUCUUUGUCAUGCUGGCUGUCUUCCUGGUGAUCACAGUGCUGGUGAAGGUGGACACCUCCACCUGGACCACCCCAUUCUUUGCCCUCACCGUCGGCUGCGUGGUCGUCGUCAGCAGCGCCUCCACCGUCUUCACCAGCAGCAUCUUUGGGCUGAGCAGCUGCUUCCCCAUGAAGAACUUGCAGGCCCUGAUCUCAGGUCAGGCCAUGGGUGGCACGAUCAGCGCCAUUGCCUCCGUGAUAGACCUGGCGGCGGCGGCCGACGUCACGGACAGCGCCUUGGCCUACUUCCUCACCGCUGACAUCUUCAUCGUCAUCUGCAUCAUGGUGUACCUGCUCCUCCCCAGGCUCCAGUACUCCAGGUACUACCUGAGCAGCCAGGAGGAGAGUCCAUCUCUGGCCACCGGGCCACCCGACAGCUCCGCAGAGGACGAGGCGGAGGGCCCCAGGAGUGCCUCCUUCCUCCCAAGGAACAUCGACGUUCCCCCGCUGCGCCCCAUCCUGCAGAAGACUGCCCUCCUGGGCUUCUGCCUCUUCUAUGUCUUCUUCAUCUCCAUCAUCAUCUUCCCUUCUCUCUCCUCCAACAUCGAGUCAGUCAGCAAGUCCUCGGGAAGCCCCUGGAGCACCAAGUACUUUGUGCCUCUCACCAGCUUCCUCCUCUACAACUUUGCCGACUGGUGUGGGAGGCAGAUCACUGCCUGGAUCCAGUUCCCUGGCCCCAAGAGCAAGCUGCUGCCUGCCCUCAUCCUCCUCAGAACCAUCUUCCUUCCUCUCUUCAUCCUCAGCAACUACCAGCCCCGGGCUCACAUCCGGACGGUGCUCUUCAACCGAGACGUCUACCCAGUGGUCUUCACGGUGCUGUUGGGGCUGAGCAACGGCUACCUGGGGACACUGGUCAUGAUCUACGGCCCCAAGAUCGUGCCUAAAGAGCUGGCCGAGGCAGCAGGGGUGGUGAUGACGUUUUAUGUCGUGCUGGGGCUGGCUGUGGGGUCUGCCUGCUCCGCUCUUGUUGUCCACCUCGUGUAG
Messenger RNA from Indicator indicator, 1386 nucleotides. RefSeq names its product solute carrier family 29 member 3 (gene SLC29A3). The record is from RefSeq and is a predicted model, not a curated record. The coding region runs from base 1 to 1386 and encodes 461 amino acids. The transcript has 5 exons. Gene Ontology annotation, cellular component: plasma membrane; Golgi apparatus. NCBI's taxonomy places the organism in Eukaryota, Metazoa, Chordata, Aves, Piciformes, Indicatoridae. Gene Ontology annotation, molecular function: nucleoside transmembrane transporter activity. Gene Ontology annotation, biological process: nucleoside transmembrane transport.